AUGACUACCACCCCAGCUGGCAAGACCGUGCGGCCAAGGCUGAAUACCACGACGAACUGGUCCCUGCCGAGAGAUCAAGCGGGCCGCCCGGAGCCGGAAGAGCUUUCCCCGCUGUCACCAGGACGGGCUACUGAGGAGUACGGCUGGGGACAACAAAAGGGGAGCCAUGGUCACGGAAACCGAGUGGAUGAGCAGCAGCAGCAGCAGCAGCAGCAGCAGCAGCAGGGUCCAGAGAGUUUGAUUAUGGAGACUCUCACUUCGAGACCUCGCGAUAGUCUUGGUAGCGUGCCGUCUGAUAUGUUGGAGGAGUUGAGGAAGAUUAUCAAAGAAGAAGUUGCCCAAGUUGCUCAAGUCGUUCAACUAAAGACCAAUGAGACCGGCAACCCCGUCGACGCAGCUCGGUUGUCCCCCUUAUCCAGCCAGAACUCCGUCUUCCCUCCGGCGUACCCCAGCCCGCCGCCUUCCAUCAUCGACGCACACGGCGCCUCCAAGACCUCCUCGCCUAGGGAUUACAGUCCGGAACUCGCCCACGUGAAGGCUGCGUCGGCGCCUCCUCCGCAGCAGUAUCAGCCGUCGCCGCCAACUUCGUUUCCCGUACCAGCACCUCAGUCCACCCCGCCCAUCAGUCCUCAGCAAAGAGGGGUUCACUUUCGAAAGAGGGCACCGCCGGUCAUUCAUUGCCAACCGCGUGUUGAGACGGAUAACGAAGAUGAUGUCUCGCCGACUGCUCCUGCAUCGCCGCGAGUUGAGUUGAGUAGUGUUGACAAGGCGUGGGGUGUGUUGUUUGAUUCGGAGGGAUAUCCUACCAAUCGACUGAAUAGCGUGCUCAGAGGUCUCGCUGACUUUAUGAUUGCGGAGUUUGGGCCACCAGAGACACUCGUCGUCACCCCUGAGAAGAUGCUGACGUUGUACACCAAAUACAAAGUUGAGCCUGAGAGGUUCCAAUAUGAAGACAUCUUCAAGUCUCGGUCUAAAGAUGCUUUGGAGCGAAUCGAGUUCUUAUAUCAAGACCUUGACUGCCAAUACCACCUCGUCCAGGCCGCACCCAGAUCUCACCCCAACAUCCCCGGUUUAACCCCCGCAGGCUUCGCCAAAUGGAUGAUCAGCAAUAUCCUCGCCUACCCAGACUCAGAAGCCAGGCGUCUGCACGCCAUCAUGACCGCCCUCCCCAUCAACGCCGACGGACCCCUCCUCAACGGCAAACCCGAAAGACUCCCCAGACAGCUGUCCCGGCACCUCUUCCCAGAGACCCAUGAUAAGAAGGUCCGCAAAAUCACCGACGAGGCAAUAUGGGAUUGUCUAGAGGACGUUGCGCCGCCCCUGCCGUCCAUCCCGAAGUCUCGACCGGGCCCACCGCCCCAGGACGCGGCUAGGCUCCCCGAGGCUAACACGCAUACCCGCCGGUCCGGAAGCGACCUCCUCAAGCGUCCUGCGUCCCUCCCUCACCGUUCGAGGACGUAUGAUCGCGGUAAUCACCGCGCCGAGCCGCAUCCGGCCCGUCUCCCGCGAGCCAACUCGGACGCGGGCGGGUCCCUACCUAGACAUCGUGACUUGCCUCCCCCUCCGGUUGGUCGGCACUCGACUUCGUCUCAGAGACAGCGGAGCCCGCCGCCUACGAAUCGGUAUACCGCGUCUCUGCCGUCCAUCUCGCAGCACCAUGUCAGCAGUGGUGGCGGUGCUGCGUCGCCUUCGCCUUCUUCGUAUGAUAUCCGUGGUGGUGAUGCUAAUUACGGGGUGUAUUCUGGUCGAGACCGGGAUGGGCAUCGGGGCUCGGAUUCGAGGGAUGAGUCGCCGCGGUCGCCGGGGAGUGGAAGGCGCGGUGGCGGUGGUGGUGAUAGGGGUCCGACGUGGGAGGAUGUGUAUAGCCGCAAGGGGUCUGCUGGUGGAAGGGGGUCGAGCGUUGAUGGGGGGUCGCAUCGGUCGUUCCGGUGA
Colletotrichum phormii is the source of this 1932-nucleotide messenger RNA. RefSeq lists its product as uncharacterized. NCBI's taxonomy places the organism in Eukaryota, Fungi, Ascomycota, Sordariomycetes, Glomerellales, Glomerellaceae. The coding region runs from base 1 to 1932 and encodes 643 amino acids. The record is from RefSeq and is a predicted model, not a curated record. The transcript is spliced from 4 exons.